Scheffersomyces amazonensis is the source of this 1365-nucleotide messenger RNA. Its product is annotated as zinc-binding alcohol dehydrogenase family protein. The record is from RefSeq and is a predicted model, not a curated record. Lineage: Eukaryota; Fungi; Ascomycota; Pichiomycetes; Serinales; Debaryomycetaceae. Bases 194 to 1297 code for a protein of 367 amino acids. Gene Ontology annotation, molecular function: oxidoreductase activity, acting on NAD(P)H. The transcript has a single exon.
AUAGUGUUCCUCCAAAUUUGAUUACAAAGCUGUCAACCGGGUAUUGUCCACGAACUCCGAAAGUAAAAGUCACAAUAUAUUUGAAAAUUAUUUAUAAAGUAACUGAACCCAUUGAAGUUGUAAUCAAUUGAAUUAUCUCUUAAGUAUUGAGAAUCAAUACGAAUCAAACUAAAUCAAGAAAAUCCUAACUAAAAUGUCUACUAACAAAAUUGCUGUUUCUACUGCGGAAAUUGGAAGUUUUACUACUGUAUCCAAUGGUCCAUUCCCAGUCUAUAAUGAUGACCAAAUCUUAAUUAAGGGUAUUGCAUAUGCUGCUAAUCCAACCGAUUGGAAACAUAUUGCAAACAAAUGGGGUGCACCUGGUUCAAUUGCUGGUUCUGAUGCUUCUGGUAUUGUCUAUGAAGUUGGUAAAGAUGUCAAAGGAUUUGAAGUUGGAGAUUUUGUUUCAACAACUUUACAUGGUAAUUACAGAAAAGAUAGAGGGGGAUUUGCUGAAUAUGUUAUUGCUGAUCCAGCUACCACUGUCAAAUACGAUAAAUCUAAGUUUUUAACUGAGCCUUUACCUGUUGGAAAAACUCCAUCUAGUUUAAUUAAUACUUUUGAAGGUGCUGCUGCUAUUACUUUAAGUUUAGCUACUGUUGGAUUAUCAUACAGUCAUUCUUUAAAGAUCACUCCUGACCUUAAGGGUAACUCUGAAAAAUAUAUCUUAAUUUGGGGAGGAGCCACAGCAACUGCAAUUCUUGGUAUUCAAGUUGCUAAAUUAAUUUAUGGAUUGAAAGUUAUCACUACUGCUUCUAAGAAGCAUCAUGAAUUUUUGAAAUCAUUAGGAGCUGAUAUCACUUUAGAUUAUCGUGACUCUGAUGUUCUUGAACAAAUUAAGAAAGCUGCUGGUGGAAAGAUUUAUUAUGCUUUUGACACUGUUUCUUCCAAGACCACUUACCAACAAGUCUAUGAUGCUACCGAAGGAUCACCAGUCAAGAGUUUUGACAAUUUAUUGUUCUUAGGUAAGGACGACCUUAAGCUUAGAUAUGAUGACAGUGCCAAUGCCAGAUUUGGUGCUACCUUGGUUUAUUUAGCUAAUGGUGAAAGCCAAAGAUUAGAAACCGUUAUUGAAGCUACUCCAGAAUUGUUAGCUGAUUAUAAUAAAUUUUGGUUUGAAUUAUUACCACCACAUGUUGGCCAAUUAAAGAACCCAGAACUUAUAGUUUUAAAGCCAGGAUUUGAGUCUGCUAACGAAGCACUCGCUUUAUUAAAAGAAGAUAAAGUUAGUGGAGGGAAAGUUGUUUUUAGAGGAUAAAAGGUUUACUCCUUACUGUGUGAUAAAACUUAACAAGACCAAAAACCCCCUUUUUUUCCCAAUUUAUU